This is a messenger RNA of Enterobius vermicularis (human pinworm), 2118 nucleotides long. The record is from the annotation of a GenBank genome assembly. Lineage: Eukaryota; Metazoa; Nematoda; Chromadorea; Rhabditida; Oxyuridae.
AUGUUCGACAGAAACAGUGCUGAUGAAAAUGUAGCAUUGGUACCAGAAAGACCAGCAAAUCCUCAGGAUAUAAUUCGUGCGCUAGAAAUUGUUCCUAACUGUCACUACUUUGACCCUGUCCCACCGCUAUACGAUGAAUAUAUCAAGUCAACAGAUGUAGUUCCUCAAAACCAACGAAUUCAAUUAUCCGCUACUGCAUCAGCAACAAUAAGUGGUUCUGGAUCAUGGUCGCCUUGGACAAUUUGUUCGCCUAGGACUGUUCAUCAAAUACGUUCUCAACCCUGCGAUUAUGGUCGUUUGAUUAAUAGACGAAAAUGUUAUUAUGGUUCCUCGUAUCCCGCAUAUCGUCCAGCAGUUAUAAUUCAGUACAAUGUUCCUUAUCCACCUAUGCCUUACAUCCAUCCUGAGUGUCAUACUGAAGAAUAUGAUCAAAUUUUGACAAGGCAUGUCGACCAAAUGAGAAGAAUUUGCUGUGUACGCUCUGACACCAAAAUGCGAGAAAUCGUAAAAAAACCAACUACAACUUACGUGCCCACAUGUCGUCAGGUAUGUAAAUGGCCUGAUGAGGAAAUUGUUACAAUUAAACAUGGUACAAGUGCUGGUCAUAGCUCAGUAUCUGAUGUUGUUGGAGUACCAAAAUCAGAGUGGGAACAGUGGAGUGAAUGGUCAGUAUGCUCAGCUACGUGUGAUCAUGGCACAGAGAUGAGGCAUCGUAAAUGCUCUGCUGAUCAGUGUCCCGGAGAUUCUUAUCAAGUCAGACCAUGUGAUAGUCUACUACCUUGCAAAACUUGGGCUGACUGGUCUCAGUGGAGCGAAUGUCGAGAUUUAGAUGGGUUAUUCAAUGGCAUGUUUUUUAAGCAUCUUGCGGAACAGGCGAAAGAGUUCGCUCACGUUACUGCUUCUUGGGUAAAAAUCGUUGUGUUGGCAGCGAUUUCGAGAGUUCAGGUGGAACAUUGCGAAACACAUCCAUGUGGUGGCUGGGGACCAUGGGGUGACUGGUCGAUGUGUAGCGCAACUUGUGGUAGAGCAGAAAAGACCCGUCGACGUUACUGUACGGGCAUAGCCGGUUGCUCAGGACCUGAUCAAGAGACAAGGGAUUGUGAAUUGAAACCGUGCUCUGAAUGGGGUCAGUGGCAACCAUGGUCGUCAUGCUCAGUGUCUUGCGGCAUGGGUGUUAAAGAACGUAGAAGAAUGUGCAUAGGCGGUCUAGAUUGCGAAGGUCCUGAAAUUGAUGAGGCAAAGUGUGACGGACCAGCUUGUCCAGAAUGGAUGCCUUGGAGUCCAUGGUCUCCUUGCUCAGCAACCUGUGGAUACGGUUACUCAACCAGAAAGCGUGAUUGCAUGGCAGAUAGCAUUGGUUGUGAAGGUGAGAGUGUCGAAAUUCAAGUUUGUAACGUAGAAGAGUGUGCAACAUGGAGUCCUUGGCAAGAGUGGGGUUACUGCGUCAAGAGUAGCAGAGAAGAAAUAAGAAGAAGAGUGUGCAUGGGACCAACAACGGGCGGUUGUGGACCUGAAGACUCCUACGAUGUACGGUCCUGCCAGGUACCUACAGAAGAUAUGUGGGAGGCGUGGGGAUACUGGAGUGUCUGCCCGCCAUGCGGAUAUGGUACUCAGCGACGUACAAGAAAAUGUUUGUCAUCAUGGUGCAGAGGCUCGUCUGUUGAAGAACAAGUUUGCGAUAUUCCACCAUGUUCAACGUGGGGUGAUUGGUCUCCAUGGGGAGUUUGUUCUGCAACCUGUGGAAACGGCAAAAAAGUUAGGACGAGAAAUUGCAUUAAUGGAUACGAGUGCGUGGGCGAUGCUGAAGAGUACCAACACUGCACUGGGUCUUAUCCAUGUGCUGAGUGGAAUUCAUGGGAAGAAUGGAGCAGUUGUGAUAGUAAAUGCGGCGUUGGACAACGAACAAGAACGCGUCAAUGCAUUGGCAGCGGAUAUCCAACUGAUCAGUGUCAGGGACCAUCACAUGAAACUUCUGAGUGUCUGGACCGCCCUUGUUGCGAGUGGACAAGAUGGGCUGAAUGGACCGGCUGUGAUCGCGCCUGUGGAGGCGGCAAAACAACCCGAUUGCGCCAGUGCCAGCGGCCAGGAGACUGUAAGUGCUUUCAAUACGUUUUCUAA